Acanthosepion pharaonis is the source of this 1863-nucleotide messenger RNA. The record is from the annotation of a GenBank genome assembly. Lineage: Eukaryota; Metazoa; Mollusca; Cephalopoda; Sepiida; Sepiidae.
AUGUUAUCCUCUCAACCACUUAUUUCCAGUCCAACUUCGAUUCACUUCACUGGUUUUCACUUUGUUUUCCCUUCUGAUAUCCUUAUAACCUUCUGGUACUCUCUUGUACCUUCGAAAUUUUUAUACCUUUUGUUUUCUUGUACCUUCUGUUACCUUCCGAAAUUUUUAUACCGGUUUUCUUUUUACCUUCUGUACCUUCCGAAAUUUUUACACCGGUUUUCUUUUUACCUUCUGUACCUUCCGAAAUUUUUACACCGGUUUUCUUUUUACCUUCUGUUACCUUCGAAAUUUUUACACCGGUUUUCUUUUUACCUUCUGUUACCUUCGAAAUUUUUACACCGGUUUUCUUUUUACCUUCUGUACCUUCCGAAAUUUUUACACCGGUUUUCUUUUUACCUUCUGUACCUUCCGAAAUUUUUACACCGGUUUUCUUUUUACCUUCCGAAAUUUUUACACCGGUUUUCUUUUUACCUUCUGUUACCUUCCGAAAUUUUUACACCGGUUUUCUUUUUACCUUCUGUACCUUCCGAAAUUUUUACACCGGUUUUCUUUUUACCUUCUGUACCUUCCGAAAUUUUUACACCGGUUUUCUUUUUACCUUCUGUUACCUUCCGAAAUUUUUACACCGGUUUUCUUUUUACCUUCUGUUACCUUCCGAAAUUUUUACACCGGUUUUCUUUUUACCUUCUGUACCUUCCGAAAUUUUUACACCGUUUUUCUAUCUUCUUUUCUCUUCUAUUUUUUUCUAUACGCCUAUCUUUGCCCUUUUCUUACACUUACACUUCGCAACUCCUCUUAUUUAUUCGCCUGCGUAUCUCUCUUUUCCUCUCUCUCUACAUUUUAACAUCCUCUUCCUCCUCCUUUUUUUUCUUAUUCUCACCUUUCAUUUCAUUCACUCUCUCUUUCUAUUUAUUUAUAACUUGUGCCAACCUUUCUCUCCUUUUUCUCCUUACUUUUCCUCUUUUUAGUAUUCUUUCUUCUAUUCCCUUUUUACUUUCUUUUUUUUUUUCUUUCAUGACCCUUUUUACUUCUUGCUCUAAAACUUUGCCAGAACGAACCUUUUUUUCUCUCCUUUUUCUUCCUUUUCUUUUCUCUUUUCUUUUCUUUCUUUUUCUUUUCCUCCUCUUUUCUUUUCUCUUUCUUUCCCUCUUUCUUUUCUCUUCCUUUUCUUUUCUUUUUCUUUUCUUUUCUCUUUUUCUUUUUUUUCUUUUUCUUUUUUUUUUUUUUUUUUUUUUUUUUCUCUUUUCUUUUCUUUCUUUUUUUUCUUUUCUCUUUUUCUUUCUCUUUCUUUUCUUUAUAUUUUCUCUUUUCUUUAUCUCUCUUUUCUUUCUCUUUCUUUUCUUUUUCUCUUCAUUUUUUCUCUUUUUUUUUCUCUCUCUUUUCUUUUCUUUCUUUUCUUUCUCUCUCUUUUCUUUUCUUUCUUUUUUUUUUUUCUUUUUUUUUUUCUUUUUCUUUUCUCUUUUUUUUUUUCUUUCUCUUUUUUUUUCUCUCUUUUUUUUCUUUUCUUUUUUUUUUUUUUUUCUUUUCUUUUCUUUUUUUUUUCUUUCUUUCUUUUUUUUCUCUUUUCUUUCUUUCUCUCUUUUUUUUUCUUUCUUUUUUUUUCUUUUCUUUUUUCAUUACAAGAGAAUUCUCUUUUUUUUCUUUUUCUUUUUUUUCUCUCUUUUUUUCUUUCUUUUCUUUUCUUUUUUCAUUUUCUUCAUUUUUCUUUUCUUUUCUUUCUUUUUUCUUUUCUUUUUCUUUUUUUUUCUUGAUUUUUUUCUUUUUUUUUUUCUUUUUUUUUUUUCUUUUUCUUUUUUUUUUUUUUCUUUUUUUUUUCUUUUCUUUUUUUUUCUUUCUUUCUUUUUUUUCUCUUUCUUUAUUUAA